GUUCGGGGCCCGGGGCGGGGGUCCGGGCAGGGGUCCGGUGCGUUUCCAGGGCUUUCCCGAAGAAAAUGCACGCAGCGUUUCCUCUGGAUGACGGCCUUUGCUUUCCCUAGGACCCGGCAGUUAGGCUCUGGAGUGUGUUACUGAUUCAUCCUCUCUCUGCCUCUGUCAUCGCAGGUUUAAACUUAAACGAUCGCUCCCCGAGGAGGAGGGGACCCGCCGCGCGAUUGACAGUAUAUUCCUGCAGGCGCCGUCCCUCAGCCCCCACCCCACGGCCGGAUUCCCGAGGCUCUGCUCAGGGCUGAAACCGGAGAAGAAAUCCUUAGAUCUCUUUUCUUUACAACAAAUACGAACCUAGAAACCAUCGGCAUUUUGCCUUGGCGUUUCUAUUGGAAAGAUGAAGAAGUUUUUCGACUCCAGGCGGGAGCAGGGGAGCUCUGGCCUGGGUUCAGGCUCCAGCGGAGGAGGGGGCAGCAGCUCAGGCCUGGGCAGUGGUUACAUCGGAAGGGUCUUCGGCAUCGGGAGGCAGCAGGUCACCGUGGACGAGGUGUUGGCGGAAGGUGGAUUCGCUCUUGUCUUUCUGGUGAGAACAAGCAAUGGGGUGAAAUGUGCCUUGAAACGUAUGUUUGUCAACAAUGAGCACGACCUCCAGGUGUGCAAGAGGGAGAUCCAGAUCAUGAGGGACCUAUCAGGGCACAAGAACAUUGUGGGCUACAUUGAUUCUAGUAUCAACAGUGUGAGCAGUGGCGACGUGUGGGAAGUUCUCAUUCUCAUGGACUUCUGCAGAGGAGGCCAGGUGGUAAACCUGAUGAACCAGCGUCUCCAGACAGGCUUUACCGAGCAUGAAGUGCUGCAGAUAUUCUGCGACACCUGUGAGGCUGUGGCCCGCCUGCAUCAGUGCAAAACUCCCAUCAUCCACCGGGACCUGAAGGUUGAAAAUAUCCUCUUGCAUGACCGAGGCCACUAUGUCUUGUGUGACUUUGGAAGUGCCACCAACAAAUUCCAGAAUCCACAGGCCGAGGGAGUCAAUGCAGUAGAAGAUGAGAUUAAGAAAUACACAACGCUCUCCUAUCGAGCCCCAGAAAUGGUCAACUUGUACAGUGGCAAAAUCAUCACUACGAAGGCAGAUAUUUGGGCUCUUGGCUGUUUAUUGUAUAAAUUAUGUUACUUCACUUUGCCAUUUGGGGAGAGCCAGGUGGCAAUUUGUGAUGGAAGCUUCACAAUUCCUGAUAACUCUCGAUAUUCGCAAGAUAUGCACUGCCUUAUUAGGUAUAUGUUGGAACCAGACCCUGACAAAAGGCCGGAUAUUUACCAGGUUUCUUACUUCUCAUUUAAACUACUCAAGAAAGAAUGCCCAAUUCCAAAUGUACAGAACUCUCCCAUUCCUGCAAAACUUCCUGAACCAGUGAAAGCCAGUGAGGCAGCUGUAAAAAAGACCCAGCCAAAGGCCAGACUGACAGAUCCCAUUCCCACCACAGAGACUUCAAUCGCACCCCGCCAGAGGCCUAAAGCUGGGCAGACUCAGCCAAACCCAGGAAUCCUUCCCAUUCAGCCAGCCCUAACUCCUCGUAAGAGGGCCACUGUUCAGCCCCUACCUCAGGCUGCAGGACCCAGUAAUCAGCCUGGACUUCUAGCCAGUGUUUCCCAACCUAAAGCCCAAGCCACGCCCAGUCAACCUCUUCAGUCAUCUCAACCCAAGCAGCCACAAGCUCCACCUACCCCACAGCAGACCCCAGCUACCCAGACCCCAGGUCUGCCCACCCAGGCCCAGGCCACUCCCCAGCACCAGCAGCAGCUCCUCCUCAAGCAACAGCAACAGCAGCAGCAACAGCCGCAGCAGCCUGCAGCACCACCGCAGCCAACAACAGGCACCUUUUACCAGCAGCAGCAGCAGCAGCAGCAGCAGCAGCAGCAGCAGCAGGCGGCUCAGACUCAGCAGUUUCAGGGAGUACAUCCAGCAGCCCAGCAACCAGUCACUGCUCAGUUCCCUGUGGUGUCCCAGGGAGGCACUCAACAACAGCUGAUGCAGAACUUCUACCACCAGCAGCAACAGCAGCAGCAGCAGCAGCAGCAGCAGCUGAUGGCUCAGCAGGCUGCUCUGCAGCAGAAGACUGCUGUGGUAGUACCACAGCCUCAGGCACAGCCAGCCACAGCCCCACAGGCAGCCCCUGCUCAGGAGCCUGCGCAGAUUCAAGCCCCAGCGAGACAACAGCCAAAAGUUCAGACAACUCCACCUCCAACCAUACAGGGCCAGAAAGUUGGAUCUCUCACUCCUCCAUCAUCCCCCAAAACCCAACGUGCUGGGCACAGGCGGAUUCUCAGUGAUGUAACCCACAGUGCAGUCUUUGGGGUUCCUGCCAGCAAAUCAACCCAGCUGCUCCAGGCAGCUGCAGCUGAGGCCAGUCUCAAUAAAUCUAAGUCUGCAACCACCACUCCCUCAGGCUCUCCACGGACUUCACAGCAGAAUGUCUCUAACGCUUCAGAAGGCUCCACAUGGAAUCCUUUUGAUGAUGACAACUUCUCCAAACUCACAGCUGAAGAGCUGCUAAACAAGGACUUCGCCAAGCUUGGGGAAGGAAAGCUCCCUGAGAAGGUUGGCGGCUCUGCGGAGAGUCUGAUCCCAGGCUUCCAGCCGACACAAGGAGAUGCCUUUGCCGCUUCCUCGUUUUCUGCUGGAACUGCUGAUAAAAGGAAGGGGGGGCAGGCUGCGGACUCUGGCAUCCCACUUCUGAGUGUGUCUGAUCCCUUCAUUCCUCUUCAAGUCCCUGAUGCUCCAGAAAAAACUGAUGUUGCUGUUGAGAGUCUCAUACCUGGACUAGAGCCACCUGUUGCCCAGCGCCUCCCAUCUCAAACGGAAUCUGUGACCUCGAACCGCACAGGUCUCCAGAGAGAGCCCAGUCCUUGUCCUGUAAUUACUGUAGAGCACUUUAAAGAAUCCGUGGGCACCAAAGGCCUCCCCCUCUAUCCAGAUCCCUGCAGAGCUCCUGGUCCAAAGACUCAGAACGCCUUAGAGUCUGAUUCUCUGACCCGAGAGGGUCCUUCCAGCAACAGUUCCUUCCACAGCAGUGAGGAAGAGGGCACUGACCUGGAGGGGGACGUGCUGGACUGCAGCGGGUCUCGGCCUCUCCUGGAGUCUGAAGAAGAGGAUGAGAGUUGCAGGCCUCUCCAGGAGAAGCUGGGGGAAGCCACCCUGUUCCCUGAAUCUGGAGUGUCCACCGAGCCAGAAGAAAGGGGGCAGGGCGGGAAAAAGAGCCAGUUCUCGCCAGUCAGCCAGCCAGCCUCAGAUGAUCUCGGGGAGCCUGAUGUCUUUGCCACAGCCCCCUUCAGGAGCUCGCUGGUUCCAGCAGACGACAUGGACAUUUUCUCCAAAGCCCCUUUUGUUUCCAAGGGCAGUGUAGCUCCUUCCCAGACGGAGGAAGUGGAUGUGUUCUCCAGAGCUCCUUUUACCAAGAAGAGGAGCAUGGAGGAGUUCCUGGCUGUGCAGGGCUCCUCACAGGAUUCGCCGAUGCAGGCCAACCUCAGUCAGCCCGGCGAAGGGCCCCUGCUUGCAGGCCGAGAUAGAGCCAUGUACACUCCUGCACAGGCGCAGUAUCCUGUGACUGGCUUUGCGCCGCAGGCUGGCCUCUCCUCCCACUCUGUCCAGGGGACAGACCAUUUUGACAGCAACUCUCCCAGGGGAUCUCCCAUGAACUCUGGGGGCCAUCCUAAUGACAGAAACAGAGGACUGCAGCCCCAGAAAGAAGCCUUCUCAGGCCCAGCAGCUGGCAAGCCAUUCCGCCCCCAGGCUUUAUCCAAAUAUUCUCGACACUAUAGCCCAGAAGAUGAGCCAGGUGCAGACGCCCAGCCCAUUGCCGCCUACAAGAUUGUCUCACAAAGCAACAAGCAGCUGCUAGCUGGCUCUGUGUCUGUCACAUCCCUGUCCUCCAGGACUACAGAGCUGGCCACCGCUGAUCCUUUUGCUUUAGCUCCCUUUCCUUCAAAGGCAGGCAAACAGAAACCCUAGGAGCAGAGACGAGCCUGAGGCCUGCUUCCACCCACUCCACCAGCACCCAUCACACCACCCCUGACUGGCCUUUCAGGGAGCAAACCCCAUCCACUGUGACCUUGCAGUCCCCUGCCUCAGAGCAGAAUCACUUCAAGGCAAUUAGCCAAGUUGCCGUGAGACCUGGCAGGCUCCUUGUGUUACACUUACUGCUUUUUUUUAUGUUCAUGCCCAGGCUUGUAGGCGCCUGUGUCACCUUCGUAGAGGCCUUCCACCGCACUCAGAACGGAUUUCUUUUCUGCCCAGAAACCUUUUCAAUCCAGGAAUAUUUUACCCCCAGAUAACAGGGGCUAUAUUGUACCAUGACUUUGAAUUUUUUACAGCUCCUGUUGGAGUCACAUGCAUUGAAGAAUUAAGAUUGAUCCCUCCAGGACCCAGCAAUACUCUUGGAACAGAGAGGUUUCUAGAAAGAAGAGCAAUACAAACCUACUGCACAUCUGGCAAAGUGAAUCUUUCAGCUACUCAUCGUUCAUUCCUAUGGAGCCAGCAGCUUGCAUAAUACUCUGGGAUCUGUCACCGAGUCUGUAGGAGCCACGUGUCUGGGUGCAUAUGACUAUAAGGUGCACAGAGGUGGGGAGAAUGCUCUGCCUUCCACGGUCCACUUUGGAUGAGUGUGGCCGCUUGCGUGCUCAUGCGUAUGAGAAACCUUUGUCCUUAGAGUGAGCCCAUCAUGCCUACCUCCAUUAUCCAAUCACUUGUUUUCGUGCAUUUGCCUGUUGACCUGACUUGAACCUUGGCUUUAUUCAAUUUUUCUUCUCAUGGUAGAAUUGAAGUUGUUGGACAAUUUGGGGCAAUCCUGCUGGAACUGAGGUGUCAGUGAAAUUUUUAAGUUACAUUUACCUGGUUUUGAAAAAUCAAUUUUCUCAAACUGGACAUGGUAGGUACCUCAUGACUGUAAUCCUAGCACUUGGGAAGUUGAGGCAGGAGGAUUGCCACAAGUUAGAGACUAGCUGGGCUUAAUACUAAAUUCCAGGUCUCUAUAUCUCUACACCCUCUCCUCCCAGCCAAAAUAAGUCAUCGGUCCUUGUGUUUCCCUGGCAACAGGGGAAGAGAAUCUUCAGAGGUCCAGCCACUGGGAAUCCUGCCUGGGUACCAAUGUUGUAAAAUUCAUUAAUCAGGAGCCCAAGCCACAAGCUAAGUUUGCCUGGUAUUUCCCCAAACCCUUCCCAUACACCUCUACUGCCUCUUAAGUGGGUACAGACCUAAGACCUAGAAGUAAACUGAGAAUGGAAAAGAGUUGGUCAGUUGUCCUUGCAAAUCUUUCAAUGAUCUGUUCCUUUCAGGUGGUAAAGUAGAGCAGACAGGUGACUGGCUGCAUGUUGAGAAGUGUGUUUAUGUCUGGACGGCUCUGACUCAUACCUAGUGUUUUUCACGCCCUUUAUUUUUACUGCCUUAAAAUAAGCCCUGACUCCAUGAGGGCGUUCCACUGGGAAAAGAGCUGGCACCAACCCCAUGUGCACACUCACUGAUUCUCACAGACACUUCCUCCACUCGCCUGGGGACGUGUGGAGAGCUCUGUACCAAACUAGAUUAGUGGUGUAAAGAUUGCUAGUAGCUAGGCACGGCAGUGUACCACUGCAAGCAGGGCACUCAGGUGGUGCAGGAAGAAGGGAUUCCAGGGCAGCCUAGACUACAUGACACACUGUCCCAAAAGAGAAAAAGAAUUACUGAAAAUCCCUCCAGGACUGAAGCCUGAGGGCCAGGCUGCACUUGCGAUCACUUAGUUGUUACAGCCUUGAAAUUUGAAAGUCGGGGCUUGGGUGCACAACUCAGCAGAAGAACACAUGCUUAGCAUGCACAACGCCCUGGGGUCUAUCGUCAGUACACGAAAGCAACACAGUAAAACUGAGAAGUCUUGACGAUAACAUAAGAAUGACUACUUUUUGUGGUGUCAGGGACCUUUAACCCUAAGGACUUGUGAGGCAAGGACAGGUGGAUCUCUGAGUUUGAGGCCAGCCUGUCUACAUAACAAGUUCCAGACCAGCCAGUAAGUGAAACCCUGUCUUUAGAGAGGGAAAAGGGGCUAUUUUCCCCUACUUUUUUUCUUAGCAUUCUCCACCUGUUUAAAUAACAGUCAGUGUCUCGGACCCAUAGCAGCGCCAUCUGAGGACUUGACCCCACCAGAAACCUGCCUUUCACUUCAGUAAAGGUUAAAUGUUUUCUCUAGGAAUUUUCUUUCUCACAAUUAUUAUUUUUGAACUUUCUGUAUAAUAGUGGAUACAAAAUUGUCUUUCUAUUAAAUAAGUAGUUUGACUAAUGCACAUGGAACUUUGCUACCAAACUUUCCACGCUUGUCACCAGAUGAAGUCCUCCAAGGCCCAUGCAGAAAGGAUGGAGAUGUUCAGAGAGCCCUUGCUUGAUGUCACAGCUCCUCCCCGGUUGCAGCACAUACCAGUAGUCCCAGCUGCUUAGGAGGCUGGGGCAGAAGGACAGCUUGAGCCCAGGAUCUCUUGGCCAGCCUUGGCAACACAGAAGGGCCCAUCUCUUGAUGAGAAACUGUAAGGUCAGUUUCAAAAUGCAAGGUCAACAACACCUCAACAGCGCUGCAAACUGUUCUUCCUUUGGUUACUAGAUUGCUCCAUCUAAUCAGUCAUUUUAUCUGACAAGGUCCAAAUUAGAAUAAAAUCAUGGAUUCUUUAUCUUAUAUAGUUUAAUCAUUUGUGAAGUGUGGGCUUGGGGCCUCUUUUUAUACUGAGUGGGAAGUCUAUCUCCAUCUUUGAAUAGAGAAUGAAUGUGACCACAUGCAGACUGGUUUUCUUACAUAGUGAUUCAUGAAAAUCUGACACAUAACUGGACCAAUGAGUUCGGAAGGAGGUGCUGGGAAGAAUCUGGAUUACAGGAUCAGUGUGUAAUUUGAAGAUCGGGUGUCUUUCUUUGUGGGAUGCCAUCCUGAGUGGAAAUCCAGAGAUGUUUGUUUUACAGGGAAUUACAGUGCUUAAAAAUCUGUGAGUCAGUAGCAAGUUCCCAGUGACCGUACUGUAACAACUUACUAAUAAGGAAGUGGAAAACAUUGUCAACAGUGUACUGCACUUUGUUUUAUUUUCUGCUGUGUGUUCGUCACUUUGUAUAUUUCAUAGGAAACACCAGAGAUUUUUGGGACUUUUGACUUAGUAGGCAGAGAUGAGCCAGAGUAUCCUUAGGAAAUGCUGUACGCUGUGUCAUGUACUGAUGUAUCAUGUACAUUAGUAUCAUGUACUGAUGAACUCCUAAUAUGAUGUGCAGGCUGGGAGCAUAGCUCGGAGGUGGAGCCAGGCACAAGCGAGGCCCCAGGUUCAGCCCUAUUAACUGAUGAGCACUGUUAACAGAGUUAACGUAGCUGUUUCUUAGGCUUACAGUACAGCUCUUUAGCAUCAAAUCCAUGGUUAGAGUCAAAACAAAUGAAUAACGAAAUGAGCCUCUGUGGCAUGCCGAGUCAAACGGAUUAUGAAUUCAAAUCAGUGCUAGCCCAGGCAGCUUAGCAAGAUCUUACUAACAGACGUUAAAGCGCGUUGGUUUAUAGUUAGUUGGGAGAGUGCUUACCUGGCAUGUUCCCCAGUGUGUGUGCGCAUAUGUGUGUGUGCGUGCGUGUGUAAAACAGUCUUCUACUCACUAACCCAUGGUAUGUCUCAGUUUCGUCUGGCAACUGAGUUCUUCUAAAUGGUUAAGAAAAUGCUGCCUGAACAGCUUGUUGUAUAUUUAUGUGUUGGAGUCUCUGCUUGUCAGUGUUUUCAGCUAGUCUUCACUGGUGUGUGAAAUAUUAGAGUGAGCUGAUAAGAAAUUCUGUAUUUUUAUUUUGUAAAUGAGAAUAAUCAAAGCGUAUAUGAAAUUGUAUGAUAUAUAUGCAUUGCUUCAAAUAGGAAACUUAAAGUGGAAAACCAGGGACCAGGAGAUGCCGUGCCCUCAGCAGGGACCAGUGAGUGGGCAGUUUCCAGUGGAGUCUACUUGGGUUCCUCAGAUGUAGAGACAGCACCGUCUGUGGUGCCUUUGGCAUUCAAACUUUAGAACACAUCCCAGUCAACUCCAAAAUGGCUGCUAAUCACAGCAUUUCUCUCAGCAUCCAGGUCAUUUUGGUGGAAGGUGGUUAGCAGGAGUGUAGUGUGAGGCAGGAGCAUGGCCACCAUUUCCCAGGCCUCCAGUGCCUACCUAAAAUAAUAAACACUGGAGUUAUAAGUAGAAUCAUGUCAUUUUGAGUUUUUAGUUUUUGAACCAUAGUCUUUGUCAAUAUUUGUUUUGUUUUAACCACCAGAACACUUGAAAACUUAGUAAAAACUUCAUUAAAGAAAAGCUUUUAAACUGUUUAAAAAGUUGUGUCCAGUUGUAGGUGGUUCUGCUCUGUCCCUGGAGAUCUCUGUGUUCUCUAGUCCCGUUCCUGUUCUCCCUUAAGUAUUCCCGCAGUGUUCUCCUGUUCUGACCAGACCAACCAGCGGUGCCCAACAGUCAGGCUCACUCAUGGCUGUGUCCCUUGCUGCUGCUGCUGUACAAUGUCUGCUUAGGGCUCUGGCCAACCUUGACAAUCUAACAGUGAAAUGGAAUAAAGGACAGAGAAUGCUGGUGGGACCCAGCCUUCCUCUGGAGAUGGAGAGAAGCUCUUUCCCUGAUCUUGCCUGGCUCUAGAGUGAGUGCGUAUGUGAGAGGGCCUUAGAAUAGCAAAAGUAGCUAAGUGCUGGCCCUGGGGACAUAGGCCUGUGAUGGGACAAGAGGUUCGAUCUGAAUUCAAGGCCUGCCUGGGCUGCAUGAGAAGACCUUGUCUACAUGUGGCUUCGGCCAAAGUGUCUGUAAGCUGUAAUUUCACAGGUUUUGUCAGGUGUAUUUCAGCAGCCUUUGGCUUCAGCAAGUGUGCCAUAGUUGUGACUUGAUGGUGAACAGUGAGUGUGGGCUGUGCUGCCUUGUGGUAGAACCAUGUGUGUAUUCAUCAAAGGGAUCAGAUUCCUUUUGUCAAGGAAUUUCAGAAUGGAUUUCUAAACACCAGUCCAGGACAGGUCAGGGUUGGCUGAUGUCACAUGCUUAGACUGUGUGAGGCCCUUGUCCAGUCCCCUGCACCUUCACUUUGAGACAGUAAAAUCCUUCCCUUCAGAAAUGGUGACCCUGCUGUGUUCUGCAAGUCUACCAAAGAUUCUUGUGAGGAGUUUCCCAGCGUCUGUGUGCACAGCCAUGCACCCUCCUGCUUCCUUCGUGGUGUUAACUCCAGCCCUUCCAGUUAGUCAUCUAAAGAGGGCUAAGACAGGACCACAGGCAGCUGGCACAAGCAAGUUCCCUUUGCCAAAAAAACAAACAAACAAAAACAAAAGCAAAAAACCCAACAACAACAAAAACCCUCCAAAGUUAGAAAUGAAGUUGUUUGCAUCUGUGGUAAGGGAAUUGACCAGACAUUGCUUCAGCCUUCUUUCCAAGUAAGCACCUUCUUGUGGGUAGCACUGGGAGGACAGUGGUGACCUGCACCACAGAGCUUGCAAGACAUUAUUUUGAAGGGAGCAUUUGAUGUCAUUUUUAGGGAACAAAAACCAAAUAACAGAGGCCAAGGACCAUGUGUAUUUCAAGGAGGGAAGAUGAGCGCCCUCUGCUGGCAGUAUUUGGAGUUGAUUGAGUGAGGAGCUCUUAAGCAGCCUGGAAGGAGUGCUGAGGUCUGCAGGCCCCAGGAAUCCUUAACAUGCAAACAGUCUUGAGGGGAAACCAGAAGGUCAUUCCUAGCAGUUAUUGUAAUACCUCUCAUUGCAGGCUGUUGGAUUUAUGUUGUUCACUUGGUGUGAUUUAUCUUAUGUAUCUGAUAGUUUUUAUGGAUAAUUGUUUGGGUUGUAAACUCCUAUACUCUUUAUUAAAUGAACCUAAUUAAGAGGCUAA
Messenger RNA from Apodemus sylvaticus (European woodmouse), 9856 nucleotides. It is a transcript of the gene Aak1, whose product is annotated as AP2 associated kinase 1. Lineage: Eukaryota; Metazoa; Chordata; Mammalia; Rodentia; Muridae. Gene Ontology annotation, biological process: protein phosphorylation. Gene Ontology annotation, molecular function: protein kinase activity; ATP binding. The record is from RefSeq and is a predicted model, not a curated record. The coding region runs from base 395 to 4000 and encodes 1201 amino acids. The transcript is spliced from 18 exons.